Messenger RNA from Oikopleura dioica, 1641 nucleotides. Lineage: Eukaryota; Metazoa; Chordata; Appendicularia; Copelata; Oikopleuridae. The record is from the annotation of a GenBank genome assembly.
AUGAAAUUAUUUUCGAGUUUUUUGGCACUUUCAAUUGCAGAGAAUACAAGGCGGCCGAAUGUGAUCUUGCUGAACUGCGAUGACUUCGGAAUCGGCGACUUUCAAGUCUACAACAAAGAUGGAAAAGUGCCCACGCCUAAUAUCGACAGAAUCGGAAACGAAGGAGUGAAAUUUCUUGACGGUCACUCAGGCUCUAGCCGUUGUUCGCCAAGUAGGUACAUGCUCAUGACUGGUCGAUACUCGAUGGAAGAUUCACCUUCACGGAAAAUCGGCUUAGGAGAGCCACAGCUCGGCGAAAUGUUCAAAAAUCUGGCUACAAGACGGAAUCUCAAUGCGACACUCGAGGAUGAAAGAGAAACAAGACGACUUGACAAAGAGUUCAUGGAACAGAUGAAGGAAUACGGGGAAAGUUGGGGAAACUUCCGUCCUGCGAACGACUUGCCGGGUACCUACAUACAAAGUAUCAGUCCUCUUGAUCACAGCUACGAUUAUUCCUUCACGCAAAGUUCUGUUUGUUGUCAACCAGGCGGAUUCUACGAAAACGGAAAAGGAAUCGAACCAGUCGACACCUGGAUCCUCCAGCAGCCAUACCCAGAGGAAAACACAAAGAAAACAAAUUACGAUGCAAACACGGGCAAGUGCAAUGAGUUCCCUGUGAGCGGAUACAUGGGUGACAUCCGUCAAACCGACAAAUUCGAAGGAGAAUUCGGCGAACUUCCACUUUUUCACUGCAACUUUCCUGGUCAGCAGCUCGCGAUGAAAUCGUAUGACACUCGACUUUUCGACGAGCUGGUGAUUCCAAAAGUGGAGCAGUUCAUUGAUGAGAGCCACGAGCAAGAAUUUUUCAUCUACUACGGAAUGCGAUCUGGACACAAACCAUUCAACACGCCGAUUAGAUUUAGAAACCAGACAGAGGCAGGAAUGCUCGGAGAAAUGAUCAUGGAGGCUGACGAAAUCGUUGGACGAAUUUUCGACAGAUUGGAAACUUACGAUAUCGCUGACGAUACACUUGUUGUCUUCAUGUCUGACAAUGGAGCCGACGGAACUGCGAGGAAAAUCUUGGAAAAAUAUGGCCACUCUCAGCAUCGUCUCGACCUGCCGGAUCGAACAAUUGAACUUUCAGGUGCAAAGAACUGGAAUGGAGAAGCUGGUCACAGAACUCCAUUCCUAUGGCGCUACCCCAGACGUUUUGCGCCGAGUACCAUUUACGACCCGAAGGUUGCUGUCUCAUACGUUGAUGUCUACGCCACUCUCGCAGAUCUGAUCGGAUAUGAUUUAGACUGUAACGAAGCCCCUGACAGCAGAAGUCUUGUCCACUACAUGGAAACUGGACAAGCAAACGAGCAACUUAUUCAUACUCCAGUCUUGACUCACGCAAAGAACGGACCAGUGGUUUCCCUUCGCAAGAAAGAGUUCAAAUACGUUCCAGAAUCCAAAGAAUUGUAUAAUAUGGAGAGAGACCCAGAAGAGAAGGAUAAUUUAUAUAGCAAAGGGGGCCGUGAAAAUCUCAUCGAGUAUUUGGAUGGUUAUUUAAAUCACUAUCUUGGGCACAUUGAGAAACGAGAAGCCGCAACCGCGAAGGGUAAAGUAAAAGAUAGCUGUUAUCCGACAUUCGAACGUUUCCAUCAAUUCAAUUUCUGA